AUUUCAGAAAUGUUGACUAACAAAAAUGUUUUAAUAGAGUGAAAUAAACGUGAAACUCCAUAAUAACACACUUUGAACAGUAAAGAUUCGAUCAUGGGUACUACCUACUCAAGUAAUUUCCAGGAAAGUGGCGAGAUUACAUCAACACCAAAUCAACCAGAAUGGAUUGUCGAUCAUGUUGAUGCGACUGGCUUGACCAUAGUAGAAGUUGAAAGACUGUGGACACGGUUUCUACAGCUGGGCUGUCGGGAGGACACAGGAAUACUAGAAUCGCAGAUGUUGUCAGCACCACAUAUUGCCAGUGAUGUUUUUGUGAGAAAUAUAUUGAGAAACUUCAAAGGCAGAGAUGGUGUGAUCUGCUUUGAAACAUUUUGUAAUGCAAUGCAAUGGAUAGAAAAUUCAGACGUCGAUUCCAAAAUAAGAGCAAUUUUCCACCUCCUGAACAAUGGCAAUCCAAUUCCUAGGGAUGUUCUUGGACGAGUCCUCAAAAGAGUUUAUCCAGGAGAAAAUGAUAUCUCAAUUUCAACCCUUACCAAUGGAUUCAUGGAGGAAAUGGAUGAUAAGAAACAGGGUUUUAUUGAAGAAAAUCAAUUCCUCAGUUGGGUGAAGGGGCUACCACGUCAGCACAUCGAGAUGAUAUUAGAGUUCCAUGUUGUGCCUCAAAACCUGAUUGAAGACGAUGACAUACUGAACAAUUCUAUGCGACGAACCACUGGAUAUCAGCCAAGGAGACGACCACAACAAACCAUUGAUGCUGAUGCUGCCUCAAAACAGAUUCCCACUGAUUACAUUUUGACUGAGAUUGCUGUGAAAGCGUCAACCAGAGACUGGAAUCUACUUGGAAACAAACUUGGCUUCACCAUGACAGACAUUAAUGACUUUGACAGACGUCACACAGGCAAAAAGGACAAGGUAUACUACAUGCUGAAGUCUUGGCGGGAUCGUGAAGGCAAGAAUGCUCAUUCCAUUAUACUGGAGAAGGCACUCAGAAGUAGCAAUAUGAAUGAUAUUGCAAUGCUCUUACAGCCAUAGUGGAUCAUACUUGAGAUUGUUACAAUCCAAGCAAGUGCAAUGAUUUUGUUCCUGUAAAUCUGAUUGCAUAGUACAGUAUAACUUAACUAGUAGUAAUAGGAGCACUGUAAAAACAUAAUCGUCAUAUUCCGUCCAUUGUGAUACGCAGGAGUAUUUUUGUGAUUCCUGUUUCAUUUACCUUGUUUAUAUUGACCACUCUGUCUAUUUAUUUGUAUGUCCAUUGUAAAGUAUGUUUUGAAAUAAAUGUGAAUAAGAA
Lineus longissimus is the source of this 1288-nucleotide messenger RNA. RefSeq lists its product as uncharacterized. The coding region runs from base 94 to 1032 and encodes 312 amino acids. Gene Ontology annotation, molecular function: protein binding. The record is from RefSeq and is a predicted model, not a curated record. Lineage: Eukaryota; Metazoa; Nemertea; Pilidiophora; Heteronemertea; Lineidae. The transcript has 9 exons. Gene Ontology annotation, biological process: signal transduction.